GGUGGAAGAGGUUGCGACUCAAGGUAGAAUUGCUGUAAAUUGUGCAGCUUUGUAUGUAAAUCACCGUCCAGCUCCUCACUCAUAGGCUGGGUUAGGAGCCAAGGGGGCUGUGGGAGCCUAAAGCGGUUUCAACAUUGAAAAGUAAAGCUUGACAGGAUCAGCUCGUCUAACGCAAGUCAGCUCCCCCAUUAGCAUGGGGCAGGUGGACAGAUUGACUGACUCCCUGCUUUCCCCCUCUCUGCCUCCUUCCCUACCCACACCCCUUCCAGUGCCUGAUCUGUGAGCAGAGGAGAUGUUCAGGACAACAACACAGCUGGCGAGCGAGCGGCAGGGAGAGAGAGAAAGAGAGUGUGAGAGACUGCCACACUGACGGCUGGAGGAGAAAAACAGAAAAACAGAAAUACUGGCUGGGUGUUUUUUUUCUCUUCCCUACGCGCCCAUGUGGUUUUUCUUAUCCUCUUGCUCAUGUGUAUCAAACAAUGACUGUAAAAAGAAGGGGUAUCAAGCUCACAUCCUCCAUCAUCCAUCCACACACAUGGAGAGAGAGCGUGGAGACGCUUGCUCACUACACACCCUUUCUGAAGGAGAGAGAGUUGCAGCUGUGGAUGGACCAGUUUAAACAGAGGAUUGCCUGCUACUGAUGAAGAAAGAGCGUUUUCUUUCACAUUGGCUACAUUGAUUUUCCUGAUUGGAUUUUGAUUAGAGGAAAGGACAGUUGGGCUUUUGUUUGUUAAUUUGCUGUUUGGCUUGGUGCAAGGCCCACAGCACAGCACAGCACGGCACGAAGAUUCCCUCCCUUUCCUCCAGGAGACCAGGGAGAUGGUGAGUGAAACUGUCUCUGUACAUCCCUCCCCUGGCUGCAGCUCUCAUUUGUUUGGCCUCUUUUGUGUUCACGACUCGCGGUUAGCCAAGCCCUACCAUCCGCAUUGAAUUGAGCUAUUGUCUGGAUCUCACGCUGCCCCCCCCUCAACCCCUCAACCCCCGAAGCUCCUUUUGACAAACCAAAACCACCCUCACCAACCCCUCCUUCUUCUAUCAUUUCCCGCUUCCUCCUCUGUUGGUUGUGAGGCCACAUCGUUCGUUUGUCUCUGGUCACACGUGAAGCUGGAGGCAUAAGCCUCGAUUAAUGGCAGACGGUGGAGGGUAAUUCAUCGCUGGACACUGCCUCUGCUUUUGGAUCACUCAAGGAAAAGGAAAGGAAGUAACCUUCGCACAUCCUUCUAUUUCUGCCGGAGCAACAGGGCUAGCAUUACAGCUGUUUGUCUGUGAGAUCGUGCCGUGUGUCUUGGGGUGUGUAGUGUGUAUGCGUGUGUGUAGCAGGGAGAGAAACGCAGCGAUAGAGGAGGGAGAGUAAUAUUACGUCAGUGUCCUAGCUCUAUCUGCCUGCUACCAUGUCUCCAGCCUGACCUCGGCUGAGGUGUAACUGGACCACAGAGGUGUGGUUGGAGGGUCCUCCCCCAGUUUGGAUAAGGGGACCAGGGGUAACAACAACCCUCAGGAGGUCAGCCUAACCCCCCCCACUCCCUGCCUCCCCAUGAAAAAGACACAGAGCACCACCCAUUACCGGGCCUGGACCUGCUCGGAUUUCUCGGACCGGGCUUCAGAGCGCACCCGGUCCCGCAGCGGCAAGGACUACCGCCUCCACAAACACAACCCCCCUAAGUACAUCUGCCAGUCCCCCCGGGGGUACAUGACAUCAGGUGAUGUAUCUCCCAUCAGCAUGUCGCCCAUCAGCCAGUCACAGUUCAUCCCUCUGGGGGAGAUGCUGUGCCUGGCCAUCUCAGCUAUGAACUCAGCCCGCAAGCCUGUCACCCAGGAGGCCCUGACAGAACACCUGGCAACAUGUUUCCCAGGUGUGCCCACGCCGACGGUGGAGAUCCUCCACCACACACAGAGCAUGCUGGUCCGGGAGAGGAAGAUCUACCCCACGCCGGAGGGCUACUUCAUCAUCACGCCACAGACCUACUUCAUCACGCCCUCUCUCAUCAGGACCAGCUCCAAGUGGUACCACCUGGACGAGAGGUUACCUGAUCAGAAGCAGCAGCAGCAGUGUACCUCCCCGCUCUCUGGAACCAUUACCCCCUCCACCUCUGGCUGUGUCAGGGACAGGUCCUAUCCUAAGAACCAUAGAGACUCUUAUAAUAAUUACUGUGAUGACCCCCCCAGCCACCAUACCACCCUCACCAGGAAGUCCCCCAAUGAGCACAGAGAGGCCUACUCACCCCACUCCCCUCACACCCCCACACAGCCCCGGCACACCACGGAGAAGAUCCGGAGCACCCUCAGCUUCCCCUUCAAGUCAGACACCCUGACCAAGCACCGAGAGGGGGGCAGCACCGGGGAAAAGCAGUCCAAGAAGUUUGGCAUUAAGCUGUUCCGGCUGAGCUUCAAGAAGAACAAGACCAAACUGACCACCUUCUCGGCCCAGUUCCCCCCGGAAGAGUGGCCUCUACAGGACGAGGAGACGCCCACGGCCGUGCCGCACAACGUGGAGGUGGAGAUCAUCAGACGGAUCAACCCAGACCUGACAGUGGAGAACGUGGUGAGGCACACGGCCGUGAUGAAGAGGUUGGAGGAGAGAGCCCAGAGGAGCAAGGCCAGCUCGUCAGCCCAGCACAGCGCACGCAGCAGGAGGAGCCGCAGACACCGCAAGCCACAGAGUAAGCCCUCAUGCUCCCACAUUAAGACCCGCACCUCUCGGAGAGACCCCUCUGAGGGAUCCAACCUGGACAUGGCGGCUGAGAGGGACUACCAGCCCUACAGCUCCUCCUCCAUGGAACACAGCCAUGGCCGCCACCUGGCUCACAGCAACCCAAACAUCAUGGAGUCCCACCUGCCCGUCACCCCAGAGUGGGACGUGUCAGGAGAGCUGGCCAAGAGGAGGACGGAGAUGCCCUUCCCCGAGCCUUCGCAUGGAACGUCCCACUCCAAGAUGUACCACAGCCACACACAGGAGAGGAAAUCACGCAACGAGCGCUCAGCCAACAAGGCCAAAGAGAGGUCCCGUUCCAUGGACAACUCCAAAAGGCCCCUGGGGGUUGGGCUGAUUGGGCCCCCGGACUACUUUGAGCACAGCCCUGAUGAGAGGGACAGAGACAAGAGGCGCUACUACACAGACGAAGGAACCUUGAGGGCCGCAGCCCAGGCCUCCCACUACUCCCACUCGCGGGACACGCCCCAUGCUGCGAAGUUAACCUCUGUGUGUGGGCCCAACAGAGGGAGGACACUUAAAAAGAGUAAAAGUAGAGACCGUUUACCUGACAACGACCGCUUGAAGGCUUACUCUCCAAAACCCAUGGCUGAGGACUAUUUCCAGUGCAUUGCAUCCAACGAAUUGAUUUUUACCGCUCCCAGCCCCUUACGAAAACAUAAUCAAGAUAGCUUAGCUAAGGUGAAGGUGGGUUGUCCCUCCAACAGACAGACCCCUCACCCCCCAGAGUACAAAGAGGAAACUACAAAGGGACAUAACAGUGUUAGCUUACCAAUGCCCUGUCAGAUGCCUGAACCUUUGCCAAAUGGCCAUUCUGUACAGCACCACAACACCAACUCCAAUAGCAUGGACAAGAGGAAGGAGAUCUUCAGCAAAGACACUUUGUUUAAACCACCGCCCAACGCGUUGCCAGGCACCUAUGGGGACGGCAGCUUCUCCAGGUUGAGUACGUUGAGCAAGACCCAAGUCAUGUCGUCAUCCGAGAUUCUGGACAGCCAGGGGCAAUUUGAGCAGCCUGGCCCCCUGCUAGGUAUGCCCCGGCCCCCUCCCUCUGCCUCCUCGGCUGAAGCCUCCUUCAACUACUACAAUGUGUCUGAUGAUGACGAGCUGGAGGACGCUGCCUCGGCCAAGCGGUCAGAGCAGAAGGCCCCAGAGGGUUGUGGUGGGGGCGAACAGGGCACCAUGCAGUGGCUGCUGGAGAGGGAGAAGGAGAGGGACCUCCAGCGCAGGUUUGAAAGGAACCUGACCUUCCCCAACCCCAAGGAGAGUGACCACAACAACCAGAGUCAGCAGUCGGCCCACUCAGCCAGGCUGGACAGCAUGGACAGCAACAGUGUUACAGUGGACAGUGGAUUUAACUCUCCACGCACACGAGAGAGCCUGGCCUCAAACACCUCCAGCAUUGUGGAGAGCAACAGACGUCAGAAUCUGGCUCUGAGUCCCGGACACCUGGGAAUUGCCACAGGCAACGGUCCACCGUUCACCUUCCAGACCAUUCCAGAGCCGCUCACCACCCAACCUGAGAAACUGCAGAAACCCUCAAACUGUUUGGCCUCCAUUACGAGUGUGUGACAGUGGCUGGAGUGGGAGGUAAAAAAAGAGACAAGUGUUGGGUUUGGGUGUAUACCCUACACCUCCACCUCACUGGGACGGUUACAGCAUACAGACUGACAGGGCCUUCAUAACAUACACCAGCCAGCUCAAGGACUGUUACUACAUCUGUCAUUCAAUGGUUUUGGAUUAGUUAUCUUCCAUUGGGUUAUAUUUGAAUUUGUGAUGCUCACUACUACAAUAACACCACUUCUUCUCACAAGAGGACAUUUAUGAAAAUAUUUAAAAGCAUUGAUCUUUUUCAAACCCAUUCUAAAACUUGAAAAAGAAAAUCAUGUAAUUCUACUGGUUCUUUUAGGUUUUGGUUUUUACUGAGCAGUUUUUAUUUCUUUAAUGUGAUUGGUUUGUAAUUUGUUUUGGUGUCAAAUUUAUAAUCCUAUAAUCUCAGGUCACGUGUAAUAAUUACACUAUUACAUUUCUUUAGCUGUGUGGCUGUUCAGCUUUCUAAACUGACUCUUUAGCCCCCUCUACUGGCUCACAUAGUCGUGCCAUAAUGCCAUGCCUACAGAAUAGUGAUGGGAAGUUCAGCUCUUUUAACUGACUCUGAUCUUUGACUCAUUCAGUCAAAAUAACAAAUCUUUUGACUCAUUUCAUUCGUUUGAGCCAGUAAUGCCCAGAGCACGCAUGAUCCCCUGUUGGCGAACGAUGAACUGAAAACUUGUAAUAGUCAUGAUCCUACAAGCCUCUCGUUCACGUCGCUGUCAUUUGUGCAUGAGACUUGUAAAAGCAUGUUUUAAAAAUGUGUUGAUUUCUGGGCAAACGAAUAACAAUUUAUUGGGCAGGAAAGUAAUUUGGGGGGGGUGUUCUGUGAUUAUUUUCACCUGGGGGGCCUGAUGUUUCAAGGUACAUUUGAAACGAGGUCUAGUUGUGGGCAGCAACCAGACUAGAUUGUAAACGACUCUUGGCCGAAUGCAUUGCUUGACUGCCAUAAGGGUGAUUAGCACAAUAUCAUUACAACUGCGUCACCCCAGACGAUUCGUUUUCGAGUUUGUUGAGCAGAGGCUGUGACUGUUUUGGUUCUACAAAGCUGUGUCCAUCAGAGCAUUCUAUAAUCAAUGAAUUGUAUUCAUUCUUGCACCAUGCGAUAUUGAUCAGUUCUAAACAUGUAUUUUUCUUCUCUAUGCUACCUGAUCUACUUUGCCUGCAGUUGUUGGUCGGAGCACGUCUCCAGAGUUACCAGAGGAGCUCAUAUUAUUCCUGUUGUACACUUAAUUGCGGCCAGUAUGUCGAAUAAGCACUAAAAUGAACGGGUUGGUCAGAAAAUGAGUCAGUAAAAAGAGUAGUUCAAAACGAACUAAUUGUUCGCAAACUGCACAUCACUAAUACAGAGCUCUGCUAGACUAGUAUGAUAACACUUUACAUGAACCCUCUGUCAUAAGUCCUACAUCAUGAUAAUAUAACAUAUAAUAAACCGUUAUGACAACUUAUUUACCAGUAUCAUAACAGAAACAGUUGUUUAGGCCAGCAAAUUGUCUGGGCAUACAGCUAUACAAUACGUACACUUGAGUAAUGGUUCGUGUCAUGACUGUGUCAAGUGAGUUGCCAUAGGCAGACAUAAGGAGCUGCCAUUAUGGUUUAUAAUGUUAUCACAUUAUUAUACCAGUCUUACGUAAGGUGGGUUGGAGGAUACCAGUCCUGGGCAGAAAUGAGUUAUAGUUUAUUUGAAAAUACAAACUUUUCAAAUACUCGUGGUGGUCGAAUAUAGUUUAUAUAGACUUUCAACUAAAAGGCAACUAUUUUCUUUGAAAUUCAAAUACAGGUCUACAUUUUUUAUAUUUGAAAGUGUUUUGAAUACCUCUCAGAAAACCAAAUAACAUUUGAAGGUAUUUGAAUAUAUAUGCAAGUUAUUUGAAAACAAAAAAAAUCAUAUUUGAUGAACCAAAAACUACAACAGUUAGUUUAAUUAGUGUAAAUAUAUGACCAUAAGCACAUGGUUUGAAGGGCUCCUAGAUAUUAAUAUAUUCUAGAAUAAAAUACAUGAGGGACAUGAAAGCCCCUCAACAUUAGACUACUUUUGCGGCUUCAAAAUGACUAACAAAUAUAUUUUCAUAAUGAGUGAGCCAUAAAGUAAUACAGUAAUACUUGACAUCAAGUUCUUAUACAUGUGUAGUAACUUUGUGAUUUUUUUUAUUUUCAAUAGCAACACUGUUACAUAGGACUUUGGAAAUUGCUUUCUAAUUGCAUAAUAAUGGCGUUAUUACAUACGUGGAAUAAGGAACUGUCCCUCUUCCUCGUGUACAGUAGUUACAAAACCUCUAACCUCAUUGCUAUGCAAUUAAAAUGCAAUUACCAAAGUAUUAUGUAACAACGUGCUAAUAAAAUGUUUCUCCAAAAGUAAUUUGUUUUAUUACACAGGCCAAGUGCAGUUUAAUGUUAAGUGUUACAUUGUUACAGUUAGUAUUCUCAGUAUGGCUAUUAAGGGCCCCUCGGGCCCCUCUGCCCGACAGGGAGUUUCAAAGUGGUACUACACGGCAGUCAUGGCCAAUAAUGGAAAAAAACUAACUUUUUUUUUAUUGGAGAAAAAAAUGCGCACUAUUCCUGGUGCUAUUUCUUAGCUGUGGUAUUUUCCUGUUGAAUGCAUUUAAUGUUCAAAGUAACAACAAGGGACUUUUGAAUAUGGACAACGUCAAACGAUCCCCUUUAUAGAGGUAGAUAACGUCCUCUGUCCCCACCCCUCUGAUUUGUACAUUCAGGUUUCAUAUUUAACCCUAUGUUCUCAGAUACUCACUUGAACAACUACCUCCACAACAGGAAAAAGAUAAUGAGUAGUGGCUUUCCUCUUACAAAUCACUGUUGUUAGCCUGUAUCCCUUGAAUGUCAAUAUAAAAACUCUUGAAAUGACUCGCACACAAGACCAUGUCAAAGUGCGGACCUGAACGGCCUCCCAAGUGGUGUAAGGCACUGCAUCACACUGCUAGCUGAACCACUAGAGAUCCUGGUUCGAGUCCAGGCUCUGUCGCAGUGGGCCGUGACCGGAAGACCCAUGGGGCAGCACACAACUGGCCCAGCGUCAUCCGGUUUAGGGGAGGGUUUGCCCGGCAGGGAUGGUCUUGUCCCAUCGCGCACUAGCGACUACUGUGGCAGGCCAGGCACAAUACACGCUGACACGGUCGCCAGGUGUACGGUGUUUCCUCCGACACAUUGGUGCGGCUGGCUUCCAGGUUAAGCAGGCGUUCUGUCAAGAAGCAGUGCGGCUUGGCUGGGUUAUGUUUCUCAGGACGCACGGCUCUCAACCUUCGCCUCUCACAAGUCCGUACGGGAGUUGCAGCGAUGGGACAAGACUAACUACCAAUUGGAUACCACAACAGUUUUAAGUGCUGACUCUCCUUUUAUCAUUCUCACAAUAGAAGAGCUCACCUGUAUGUGCUACUUCACUAUUUACCCUCGCUCUCUCUCGCUCUGCAUUUAUUAGUGGUGUUCUUCUCACUCAGUUCUCACUCUCUGACUCGCUCCAUUCCUCAACAGAAAUGUAAUCACUUCUGUGCAAUUUGAGCAGAAGGUAAUUUCUCCUCUUAUCUGUUAAAUGUUAAGGAGGUCAAAGGUGACCUCUUAUAGCACAGCUUUUCCGUAUGGUACAUCACCGUCCUCUCAGGACUCUUGUGUACCAUCACUACCCAUGUCUCAUACACUAUAAUGAUCAGCCUAUGAAGGGAGUGGUGUCAACCUUAUUACUCUGGUGUUAAAGUUCCAGUUCAAUGACAACGCAUUGAAAUGGUCAAUUUCAGUUUUUGUGAGCUCUUUUCUCUUUUUUUGAUAAUGAUUAACAUUAUCAAUUCCCUUUGAAAUCGAAAUCGACAAUUGCAGCCAAGACUGCCUUGUAUUAUCAUGUUUGCACUGAAAUAAAUGCCUGGUCUGAAUCUCUGGUUGCUGUAAAAUCCAUCCAAAAAGGAUGAUCUGUUUAUAUUGAAAAUAUGUAAUUGUCACGUCCUGACCUGUAAAGGGGUUGUAUGAGCAUUCACAUACCCGCUGUGCCUUGGUCCAUCCAUUACGACGACCGUGACAGUCAUAUGAAAUGUCUUCCCUUCAAUAACAUUGUUUCUGAUUGUGACGGUAUGUCACAAUGUAAAUUAUGUUUGUCAUGCCUAGUAAAAUAAUUUCAAUAAGAGGGAUGUUCUAUUUCUAUAUUAUCUAAAAAGUCUCUUUUUGUGUAGUAAUGGUAUUUACUGUUGUUGCAGUGUAUGUGAUAUAUCGUUUGGGGAUUGUGUUAUUUUUUUAAGAGAAUAAAAUAACAUGUUUGGUUA
Salmo salar (Atlantic salmon) is the source of this 8562-nucleotide messenger RNA. Its product is annotated as storkhead-box protein 2-like. Gene Ontology annotation, biological process: regulation of transcription by RNA polymerase II. Gene Ontology annotation, molecular function: RNA polymerase II transcription regulatory region sequence-specific DNA binding. The record is from RefSeq and is a predicted model, not a curated record. NCBI's taxonomy places the organism in Eukaryota, Metazoa, Chordata, Actinopteri, Salmoniformes, Salmonidae. Gene Ontology annotation, cellular component: nucleus; cytoplasm.